AUGACGACAACGGAUAAAGAAAGAGUUGUGGGCGCAGUGUUCGUUCAACCAAACGRUCGAGUUCUCUCUGUUGAUUGUAGCAGAAGUAAUGAUGAUGGUAUCGUACAUGGUGCGAUAAGAGCGCUACUCAAGUACCCAGAUCAAGUCGAAGGUUGCUACGUUUAUUUGUCAAGACAACCGUGCGCUCACUGCGUAAAGAUGCUUGUUCAAGCAGCCGUCAAGAAAGUGUUCUACCUGCCUUUGAAGCCUGAGCGGAAAGAUGAGCAAGAAGAAAACAAGAGUGUUGAUGCAUUAUUUAAAGUAAGCCCAGUAAGCAGAGAAGUCUAUGUCCCAAACAUCACCAAGGGUGAUUUAGACGAACUCGCAUCAGCAAAUAAAAAGAAUCUAUAUGGUAAACGCAAAUUAGAAAAAGACGAAAGCGUCGCAUUAAAGGUUGAAUGGGACGAGGAAUGGAAGAAAGAAAUCGCAGCUAAGAUUGGUUGGGAUGAAUACUCCGAUGCAGAAAUCAAAAAACAGGUAGACGUUGAAAUGCAAAAUUUUUUCGAAUGGUUUGAUAAGGGAAUCCUGGAAACAGGAGAGAAAGAGAUGAAUUUUAAAGUACGAGGAAGCAAGACCACCCAAGGACCGGAUGUGACUCAAAAGGUUGCCAACCAUUUGUCACGCCUUGCUCAAAUGUUGUCCAACCGAACAGACGACCCAAACAGAGGCGUUGGCUGUGUCAUCAUCAUUGACGAAGAGAUUGUCGCAAUCGGCUGGAAUGGCUUCCCUGCCAAGGCACUGUACGGUAACCAUCCCCGUCAAGGAAAGUCUGCAGUCGGAGGGCGUGAUAAGUACCCACACAUAAUUCACGCUGAACAGAAUGCCUUGAUGCGCAGAAAUAGAAGAAAACUUAACGACGCGACUGCAUUUGUCAACAAAAUACCGUGUAACGAAUGUUUGCCAAUGUUGUGCGAUGCUGGAGUAAAAGCACUCUAUCUUUCAAAAGAUGCUUUCAAAAAAAAGAAUGAAACUACCGAGACAAGCUUCUAUGAACUACUAGAGAACCCGGAAAACGAUUUAACCGUCUAUGAACAAAUAAUAAAAGACAAAUAUUACAUGGUGUCAGAAGUGGACAAGAAAUUAUGGAGGAAUUGA
Molecule: messenger RNA, 1134 nt
Organism: Actinia tenebrosa (Australian red waratah sea anemone)
Lineage: Eukaryota; Metazoa; Cnidaria; Anthozoa; Actiniaria; Actiniidae
Product: dCTP deaminase-like
Cellular component (GO): cytoplasm
Molecular function (GO): zinc ion binding; dCMP deaminase activity
Source: RefSeq, a predicted model, not a curated record